UUUAAAUCACCUACCGGAAGUAGCCGAAUGAUCGUUACCAGGGGAGAUCUGACGCUGCCUAGAAGAAAUUGGAAAAUCUGCCAUAGUAAAAUCGUUUUCUUAUGACAAUACUUUAACUGUUCGGUAUUUUCUUUAAACAAGACAUUUUCAGAAAGGGUCAGAGAUGUUGGGAACAAAGGCAGCGACAACGAUCGGACCCGAAGGAUGGAGAAAUUCUACAUUGAAAGGGAUAAAACUGUCACAAACAAUUGUACAGAAAAGUGAUAAAAACUGUGAUAUUGGUCGUUCUAUGGACCCACUGCCUCAGUUGAGAGAUACAGUAGCACAGCUGAGCAAUGAAGAAAUACACAGAUACACACGGGAAGUGAGAGCAGUUGUUGCUAAGCUUAGAGAGAGCCUUUUAGAAACAAAUGAAGAGAUUAAAUCUCUUACACGUGGAAAAGAAGCCCUGGAAAAAAGCCUCGAACACACAAGAAAAGACAUUCAGUUGAACAAAGAUAGUCAAGAAAAUCGUAUUUCGAGACCAACUAAAGAAAGGGAUCACGAUGGUGCAGAUGAUCUUCUAAACGCAGAGCGCUCACAUUUGUUGAACUGCAAGAAGGCUCUUGAACAACAGCUGAAAUCCGUACAACAGCAGUUACAUACACUAGAUGCUGCGAGGAAGCGUUUAUUCAAUGUCCUUCAAGAAAGAUCAAGAGUGCUGGAUCUCCUCUGUCACGCUCUGUCCUCCAUUGGAAACAGCGCAAAGCACAGCGCCACUGGGUCCCGCAGUCGCUCAUCCCUCGACGGGCGUCUUUCUCGCUUGGGACCGUCAAUGACUGAUCCAAUUGGUCCGUACACCCCUGAGGCCGACCUAGCAUUGGCUGAUGCCCAAGACGCUCGCGCGCGUUCUGCGUACCUUCGAAAGGAGUUGAACGAUGUUAUUGAUCGUACGGACAAACUAACAAGGGCCGCACACAAGUCUGUAAACGAUGGCAUGACCCAGAAGUUUUCUGAAACUGUUACAUUGAAGCAACACCUGACCGUGAGUCUGGGUGAGAACCGCCACGCCAUCCACCGAUCACAGCGUUGGUAUGACGCCACAGAUCGCGCCAGAGGAUACACCAUGGGUCCAGUGAUGAGCGCUGACCUGUCCACACGUGAGAGGCUUGACCGACCGAUGGUUCGGGUCUUCCAGCGACACCCUGGCACACAGCUGCCUGAGGCCCAACAGAUUAUUGAGGGUGGAGACGGCCUGCUCCAGUCCCUCACUGCAACGAGUCGCAACAUUGGCCUACUUCGUCUUGCGAGCCUACGACUUGAUGACGACAUCCGCAGUAAAAGUGCCGCUGCCUCUAUCGACGGAAGCAUCAUCCGCCUUCGACGCCGUAAAUCCGACCACAGAUGGACUCUGGGGGCUGCGUUCUAGCAAUUUAGACUUGUUUCACCUUAUGAGUAUUUUCAAUUUUCAACGUAUUGUGUUAUCGUUGACUUUUUUUCUCUCAAAAUUUUCAAAGAGAAGAGAACAAAAUAUAACCGUAAUUUGUUGUGUACUUCACAGACAGAAAUCAAAAGCAUAAUUUUUUGUGAUAUGUAUUUACUUUUUAUAAAUCUGAAUUAAAGUUGUUUUUUGUAAA
Messenger RNA from Dreissena polymorpha, 1616 nucleotides. Its product is annotated as coiled-coil domain-containing protein 105-like. The coding region runs from base 164 to 1408 and encodes 414 amino acids. Lineage: Eukaryota; Metazoa; Mollusca; Bivalvia; Myida; Dreissenidae. The transcript is spliced from 6 exons. The record is from RefSeq and is a predicted model, not a curated record.